Molecule: messenger RNA, 453 nt
Organism: Erythranthe guttata (spotted monkey flower)
Lineage: Eukaryota; Viridiplantae; Streptophyta; Magnoliopsida; Lamiales; Phrymaceae
Source: RefSeq, a predicted model, not a curated record
AUGGAGUCGAAGCAUUCGUCAGGUUAUCGUUUCGUGCCGACAGAUGAAGAACUCAUCUUUCACUACUUACUAAAGAAGAUCAACAAUCAUCCUUUACCAGCCGACGUUAUUCAAGUCGUCAACUUUUCCGAUCACGGUCCCGAUAUUUUGACACGCGAAUAUCCUCCAGUUGGAGACAAGGAAUGGUACUUUUUCACACCGAGGAUUCGAAAUUCUAAUAAACGGCGGGCGAAUCUCCUAGAAAAUCAACAAGAAGAAGAAGAACAAGUUGCGGUACGAGAAAAUCGAGGAGAGGAAGAAGAAGUUGUUGCGUCAGGAGUUUCUGAAGUUGUUGAAGCACAUGAUAAUUUGAAUGAUCAAUAUUAUUAUGGGAUUAAUAAUAAUAUUAAUGCGGCAGCAAAUUCAAACUUAAACGCAAACGCAAUGGAUAAUUGUAAGGACUACAAGGAAUAA